CAUUCUCAAGCAGGAAAUGCAUGUAUGUAUCGUUAACCUUCGCAGACUCAGUAUAUAAGAGCCGGUGACAAAUUUUGAAUUCACUCUGGCAACCUACUCCGAGCUGUCAACAUAUUGACUGCAGAACAGCGUUUCCAAUAAAAUAAGCAAUAAUGAACAAGAUCCCGAAAACAUAUCUCCUGGCCUUGCUGGUCGUAGCGGCAUCUGCCCAACGCUAUUCAGCGCCGCGUAGGACGUUCGGGAGCAGCUCCAACUCUGGAUCCUUCGGGAGCAGCUCUGCUGCAUUCGGAAGCAACUUUAACGCCGGUGCUUUCGGAAGAAGUUCUGGCCCUGUGGUCCCGAUUUUGAGGGAUGAUAGAAACGGUCCCAAUAACGGCGCCUACGACUUCUGGUUCCGGACGGGCAACGGCAUCGAGAGGAGGGAGCAGGGAGCGCCCACUGGCCCCAGGGGUGCUGUUGAGUCCAGCGGCUCUUGGAGCUUUACCUUCCCGGACGGCACUCCGGCGUCGCUGAGCUUCGUUGCGGACGAGAACGGCUACCGUCCCGAGUCCUCGAUGAUCCCCACGCCUCCCCCCCUCCCCCGCCACGCCAUCGAGCAGAUCGAGUUCGCCAGGAGGUCGUCCGGCGGACGGCCAUCCAGUGGCGGACAGGCUGCAGGCGGCCGGCCUUUUAAUAGCCAAGGCCGAUACUAUAACUGAUCAAGUUCAAUGAACAUAAUUUAUGGAAAUAUUAAAAAUAUUUUUGGCAAUCCGAUUAAAUAUGUUGAUCACCGAUGAACCUCAAUAAUCUCUUCGUAACUUCACGAUUCCAUGAUAGAACUGUACUUAAAAUUUUUCUAUUAAAAUGCAUAUUCCUGAUA
Molecule: messenger RNA, 859 nt
Organism: Hyalella azteca
Lineage: Eukaryota; Metazoa; Arthropoda; Malacostraca; Amphipoda; Hyalellidae
Product: cuticle protein AM1199
Exons: 3
Coding region: 153-698 (181 amino acids)
Cellular component (GO): chitin-based extracellular matrix
Molecular function (GO): structural constituent of chitin-based larval cuticle
Source: RefSeq, a predicted model, not a curated record